This is a messenger RNA of Scomber japonicus (chub mackerel), 5821 nucleotides long. RefSeq names its product transmembrane protein 63Ba (gene tmem63ba). Bases 313 to 2832 code for a protein of 839 amino acids. Gene Ontology annotation, cellular component: plasma membrane. The transcript is spliced from 24 exons. Gene Ontology annotation, molecular function: calcium-activated cation channel activity; nucleic acid binding. The record is from RefSeq and is a predicted model, not a curated record. Lineage: Eukaryota; Metazoa; Chordata; Actinopteri; Scombriformes; Scombridae.
ACUACAGCAGCUGCACCACUACACCACUACACCGUGUGAGUAACUAGCUGCACCUGGUUAGCUUUAAGUUUUGUGACCAGCGAAGUUCAACCAGUUUGAUGAGGACAUCAGCCGACAGUUGUUAAAGAGACACAGAGAGAGGGGGAGAGGGGGAGAGCGAGAGAGCGAGCCUCCACCUGUUAUUCGCUACAUCGAGGAGCUAAUAGCUAACGCUCUGGUACGGGUUGACUGCUAGCUCACUUUGGCUAAUUGAGACCGUUUAUUCCCCCUGCUGCGUACCAUAGCAAGCUUGUCAGCAUGCUGCAGUGAGUGAUGCACAGAGUUUUGAUAUUAAUAAUGGCCUUUUGGGGGGCGCAAGCAUGCCCCGACUCAGAGAGCUGUCCGACAGAGUCACCCAAUUCCACCAAUUCCAGGGAUUACUGCUACUCUGCCCGAAUUCGCAGUACAGUGCUACAGGGUUUGCCCUUCGGUGGGGUGCCUACUGUCCUUGCCCUUGACUUUAUGUGCUUUUUGGUCCUGCUGGUCGUGUUCUCCUUCUUGAGGAAAGUAGCAUGGGACUAUGGGCGCCUCGCUCUGGUGACUGACGCUGACAGAAGAAUGGACCAACGGUACAGUCGCCUGGAUGAUCGGGAAUAUGUGGCUUCUGCCAUGACGUCAGAAACACCUGAACGCUACGAACGCCUCACCUCAGUUUCCAGCUCAGUAGACAUUGAACAAAGAGACACAGGCUUCUGCUCCUGGUUGACUGCCAUCUUCCGCAUCAAGGAUGAAGAGAUAAGGGAGAAGUGUGGUGAGGAUGCAGUGCAUUACUUGUCCUUUCAGCGCCACAUAAUUGGGCUGUUGGUAGUGGUGGGUGUGCUCUCCGUUGGCAUCAUCUUACCAGUCAACUUCUCGGGAAACCUACUAGAAAACAAUGCCUAUAGUUUUGGGCGAACCACUAUAGCAAAUCUGGAUGCUGCUAAUGCACUACUGUGGCUGCACACUACCUUUGCGUUCCUCUACCUGUUACUGACAGUGUACAGCAUGAGAAGACACACCUCCAAGAUGCACUACAAAGAAGAUGACCUGGUGAAACGCACUUUAUUUGUCAACGGAAUCUCCAAAUAUGCAGAGGAGACAGACAUAAAGCAACACUUUGAGCAGGCGUAUGAAAACUGCACUGUACUGGAAGCUCGUAUCUGUUACAACGUGGCCAGACUCAUGUAUCUUAACUCUGAAAGGAAGAAGGCGGAGCGCAACAAGAAAUUCUUCCUUGACCUGCAAGCCAAAGAGCAUAUUACCACCAUGAUAAACCCAAAGCCCUGUGGACAUCUCUGCUGUUGCAUCAUUAAAGGCUGUGAGCAGGAAGAGGCAGUGACUUACUACACUAAGCUGGAGGCACAACUAAAAGAUGACUACAGAAAGGAGAGAGAGAAGGUUAACAGGAAGCCUUUAGGAAUGGCCUUUGUCACCUUUCAAAAUGAGUCUAUAACUGCAAUAAUCUUGAAGGACUUCAAUGCUUGCAAGUGUCAAGGCUGUCAUUGUCGCCGGGAGCCCCAGUGCUCUAAUUUCAGCGCCAAGCUUCACACACAGAACUGGGCCGUCACCUAUGCCCCUGAUCCACAAAAUGUCUACUGGGAGCAUCUGUCAUUGGGAGGAUUCUCCUGGUGGAUCCGCUGCUUGAUCAUCAACAGUGUCCUCUUCCUCCUCCUCUUCUUCCUCACCACCCCAGCCAUCAUUAUCUCCACCAUGGACAAGUUCAAUGUUACCAAACCAGUGGAGUACUUAAAUAAUCCAAUUAUCACCCAGUUCUUCCCUACCCUUCUCCUAUGGUCCUUCUCCGCCUUACUUCCUACCAUUGUCUACUACUCUGCCUUCUUCGAAGCCCACUGGACCCGGUCAGGAGAGAACAGAACUACAAUGCAUAAAUGCUACACUUUCUUAAUAUUUAUGGUCCUGUUGCUGCCCUCCCUAGGACUCAGCAGUUUGGAUGUUUUCUUCCGUUGGCUUUUUGACAGAAGAUUUUUGGCAGAUGCUAAAGUGAGAUUUGAGUGCGUGUUCCUCCCUGAUAACGGAGCCUUUUUUGUGAACUAUGUCAUUGCCUCUGCGUUCAUCGGUAAUGCCAUGGACCUGCUGAGGAUCCCAGGUCUACUUAUGUACAUGAUUCGCCUUUGCCUGGCACGCUCUGCAGCCGAGCGGAGGAAUGUCAAGAGGCAUCAAGCGUAUGAGUUCCAGUUUGGAGCAGCUUAUGCCUGGAUGAUGUGUGUGUUCACUGUGGUUAUGACCUACAGCAUCACCUGCCCAAUCAUCGUCCCUUUUGGGCUAAUGUACAUGCUGCUGAAACACUUAGCAGACCGGUACAACAUGUACUAUGCUUACCUGCCAUCCAAACUGGACAAAAAGAUCCAUUCAGGAGCUGUUAACCAAGUGGUGGCUGCUCCUAUUCUUUGUCUCUUUUGGCUUCUUUUCUUCUCCACAAUGCGCUCUGGGUUUUCAGCUGCAACAUCCAUGUUCACGUUCAUAGUUUUGAUCAUCACAAUCAUUGUCUGCCUCUCUCACGUCUGCUUUGGACAUUUUAAAUAUCUCAGUGCUCACAACUACAAGAUUGACACUCAGGUAGACGGGAUGGAGAAUGGGCGUCCAGUGUGCACUACUGCUUCCAGCAAAGCAGCACAGAUGUACAUUGCUCAGGUACUUCAAGACCCAAAUUCAGAGGAGGCAGGCUCAGGCAGCGGUGAGGAUGACGGCCAGGGGUCCUCGCAGGACGAGGAAAUAAUCAAUGUGGAAAAUGGCCUGAAUGAGGACUUCCAGUCUGGUGAGGACAGUCUUAUUGAUAAUGAAGUGCGACACUGACUCUGCCUAAAAUGGAAAUAAAAUAAGUUAACUUAAGUUUAACUUGAGGAGUGCACUGAAUAUGUGAAUUAAACUAGGAACUGGACCAACAGUUCUCCAAAGUAUCUCAACCUCCAUCGAGGGACUCUACACUAACAAAAGCACACUUUCUACUAAGGAUGAAAUGGAUUCUAGCUCAAGGACUCUUGCAUUUCCUUCAGUGGGUCUCAUCAAAGCUACAUAUCCUGUGAACCUGCAGAGGAAACCUACUCCGACAAUGCAAGGGCAGCAACAUCUCCUGGUAACGCAGAGGCUCACCCUAAACACUACACAUGGACCCAAUGAAAGAAAAACACUAAUGCACAAAUGAAGAAUUUUUUUGCCUUGUCUUGUAAGGGGAGUGAUAUUCUGUCUGUAUUUCUUUAACACUAUUGCACUUGAAAGAGAGGACCUGUCCUAUAAGCUCGAGUUCCACUAAGGUACUGUAGUAUGGCAUGCCUUCAAGUUCAAAGAACGGAGGGAUUUUCCCAUAAUCCUUUGCCAGUAUCCCUAAUUGUCUGCACUAGAUACUUUCACUGACUAAGCAGCUUAUGAGAGACGAGAGCUUUCCACACCAGCAGAUAACUUGUCUGUGCAGUUGUGUUGGUCCCAAAAUGGUUCUUCCAAUCUUGUAAAAGCCUUUAAAAGAAAAAGACAAAAAAUAUAUAGCUACUAACACUCCUGAACGCUUUGACACUGUACAACUGCAAAACUCAUGAUUUGUGAAAUAGCCUUUUUUGACAUGGUAUUUAUUUGUAGGCAUGGGAUUUUUAAUGCUAUUAAGCUUGACACACCCCUAAACUGUGGAAGGAGAUGAUUCAUAUCUUGGCACACUUCAUUGAUAAAGGCGUUAAGCCUCUGAGCCUUUGUUGGAACUGCUGUUGGACUGCUGCUACUGAUGCUGCCCCUGUUUGGGGGGAAUUCCUUGCACGGUGACCACAGGAGGACUGGAGGCCCGAGAGCCUGCUGGUUCCUUUUGUGUUGCUCGGAGGAUGGACAGAAAGGCCCUCUUGGUUUUUCUGGGUCGGUUUCAUAUGAUACUCAUUGUGACUGGUUCUCUUUUAUCUGUUGUUUUCAUUUGUUUCUUUUUGUCCAUAUGUUUACAGUACGUCGUUAUGUACAGAUUUUGAAAUUAGCAUUCAGUUGUAGGUGGCUACUGUCUGGUCCUCUUCAGUGUAUAUGUAGACACUUCAUCAUGUAGGUAGAAUAUUGUAACUUCAAGUCGUCAUUGUUACAGUCUCCCAUUUGCCAGCACUCAGUACCGAGUUGUAGAUUAACUCAAACUGCGCAAUUUUGGUGAUAACAUAUCAAAUCUUUAGCAGGCUGCACAAGAGAAUCAAGCAGUUACACCAGUGGAUGAGAUUUAGAUCCAUUAAUCAUUUCACACAUUUUCAAACGAUAGCUUGGAAGCACAAUUGAAGAUAUGUUCAUUACGUCGCUUCUUGAGCUGUUAUGAAGGAAUCAAAUAUCCCCCAAAAUCGCACAUUCCACUUGCAGUUCCAGUUACCAGCUUUGUAAGACUUCUGCCAGAGAAAUAGUGAUGUUGUCAUUCAUUUACUGUACACAGUGGACACGCUGUGCAACAUUUACUCCAUACUUGAUCAUUAAACACCCAGAUUAAAUGUCUAAAAUAGUCCUGAUUUGCCUCAGUCAGAUGAGGUAGCUUUUUUUUGAAGUUUCAGGAAGACAUAAAUAUAUACUUAACUAAUGCGUACACCAAGUACUGUAACAAAAUGUGAAACUCAGUGCCUGCACAGUUAUUAUCUUACUUAAGAUUUACCAAGCUUUUUGUUUCUGUAAUUUAAUUCUUCCUUAGUCAAGAUGACACUAAUGUUACCCCGCUGAACAUGAAUAAGAUUGUUAUUAAAGCAAGGUAAAGUGCUGCAGACAAAGUAACACUACAGUCUGACAUUAUGGACCAAUUAUCAUUAUUGGACCGUAAUAUGGAAAAUGUAUUAUCUAGCUGCUCAGAGAACCAUUGUGGGAAAUGUGCACUAAUAUCUUACUUUCACUUAUAUGACUGACAGAGAAGAGUGCGCUCCCUGUGGGUGUGAUGACGACAAUGGUGAGCCCGAACCGUUUUCAUAAUUUGUCCAUGGGUAUAUCAGCACCACAUAUGGGUAUAUUAUUAUGGUACUAACUAAGAGUUGUUUGACACCAUUGAGUCUGGUGCUCUUCUAGUCAUGAUAAGGUGAUUUUAUUUUUUAUACCUCUUCAUUUUUAUACCUCUGAGAUGUCUUCAAAUCUCUGAAUGUGUCCUGUCAGAAUAACAUACUGUCCAGGUCUGAGGGAGAUGCUUAAAAGUCUCAACAUGUCUAACAACAGUUUUUAAAAUGCUGAAUGUAGGUUAACUCCUUGACUUUUGGUAAGAUAUAUGUGGCUGAAGUAAAAGUGUGAUAGCUGUAUUCAAACAGCUUUGUAAGGAUGGUUCAUUAGCUAACUAGAAACUGACAGUUUUAUAUGAAACUAACUGGUGUCCUGUCCCAUGUCGAGGCAUUUCAUUUGAAUACAGAUUUACAUUUGUCACUUUGAUAACUGCAUUGAUUAGUAGUCUUUAGUUAGUUGUUAAUCUAGAAUCAGUGCAUUAAGUCAUCCUCAUGUUGAAUCAUUUUCUUUUAGAUUAUCUUCAUAAGAUCUUUAUAAACAGUGGGACCCACUGGAAAUAAAUUGAUAGUUUUUUUUUGGGAAACAACCAAGCACCCUCUAAUAGAAAUUCUCAGCUUAUUUCUACAAUGUAUUCAGAGUGGGUAGUGAAAUGUCUCUAUGUCAAAACUGUGUCCAUAGAAUGUGUUUUUUUGUGUGCUUUGCCUUUUUUAGUUUUACAUUUUUGCAACAUAGGAAGAGUAACAAUAGCACAUCUCAGCAUUUGACGGUCUCAUUUUAUCAUUCUUUCCAAAGGGCCAUCUGUACAACGGGUAUGCGACAUAUAUCUGUACCUUUCCCCAGCUCUUUGAACAAUAAAUCUGUAUUU